This is a messenger RNA of Knipowitschia caucasica, 633 nucleotides long. Lineage: Eukaryota; Metazoa; Chordata; Actinopteri; Gobiiformes; Gobiidae. The record is from the annotation of a GenBank genome assembly.
AUGCUGGAGCUGAGAAGAGCAAUCAAAAUGGUGGCGCAACUCCCUCUCCGCCUGGCAUGGCAGGGCAAACAGGUUCUGAAGGAGAGUCCACACACUGGCAUGGACGCAGGAACAGACCACGAUCACAUAAAGGGCAGUCCUUUUGGCCUCUACACUCAGGGAUUUCACCAGCAGUUUGUGUUUUGGUUUGUGAAGGCUCAAGGCCACAGGAAUGUGUCCGGCCUGAAGCUACACGGUGGUCGUGGUGAUCCAGGCGGGAGUCGAGCCGUCGUGGAGAAAGUCGGCUCUAUUCACAGCCUCCACACGCGGGUCUUCACUCUCAGGGCUUGGGGUCUGCUUCCCUCCCCGAGUGUGGUGGGCUGUGACGGCUGGAGGAGCUCGAAGAAAGCUCUUGAGGCCCUCAUUCAGGCCGAGCAGCUGCUGUCAGAGAGUUUGAGUAGAGGGUGUGACCGCUGGCAGGCCUCACCAAUGCCGAGAGACCGGUUGGUGAUUAACAAAAUGUCAGUAGACUUUGGAAUCUGGGGAGCCCUGUCUGAUGGCUUUGUCCGGGCCGCAGCUCUCUCCCUCACACUGAAGGUCUUCCAGGUGGUGCCUCUGAGCUCCCCACCCCCACGGAGCCUUCUCUGGGGCUGA